Messenger RNA from Rhipicephalus sanguineus (brown dog tick), 714 nucleotides. RefSeq names its product serine/arginine repetitive matrix protein 2-like. The record is from RefSeq and is a predicted model, not a curated record. NCBI's taxonomy places the organism in Eukaryota, Metazoa, Arthropoda, Arachnida, Ixodida, Ixodidae. The transcript has a single exon. The coding region runs from base 1 to 714 and encodes 237 amino acids.
AUGCCGAAGAAACAGGCGGAGGUCAACCGCGGUCCGCCAAAGGCCGGGCGAGGAAAGCGCCAGGUUGCUGCUGACGACCAUGACCCUGGCCCUUCCAACGAGGUUCCCGCUGCCAAGAGGCCACGCGGUCGACCGCCCAAGGUCGUGUCGGUGGAGCCGCUAACUCCGAAGCCCAUCGCAACCACGGCGGCUCGAAAGUUGCGGAAGGCAGCCGAUGAAGCGCAGCCCGAGAGCGAAAACCCAUCCACCAGCAGGGCAGCCGCAUCUAAAGCCCCGAGAUUGAGCCGCAGGAAGCGGUCGAGAAGCUCCUUCUCAAGCAGCACCAACGACACAGCAAGCGAGGCUCCAAAGCGUCGCAGUGCCAAAAGAAAGGUGAGCCGCGGUCGAUCAAGGCACUCGUCCCGCAGUCGUCGCGGUGGACGCGUGCGUAAAGACCAAAGCCGUGAAAGCUUGACCACACGGUCGGGAAGAAACGAUGGAAGAAAGAAGAGGCACGGCAAGAGCCGCCGCCAUGCCCGGUCUCUUAGCUCAUCCUCGGCCACGAGCAUGCGCUCGAAGCGCGGCAAGAAGCGCCGCCAUGUCCAUAGUCGCGUGUCCUCCAGCCACGGGGGAAGGCACGUGAAGGCGAGGAAGGCUCCGAGCAGCGCCUCGUCAACUAGAGACGGGAGGCGCACGAGGGUCCGCAAGAGCUCCAAGGGCUUGAAGAGAAAGUAG